AUGGCUGAAGAAAAUCACACCGUGAAAAAUGAGUUUAUCCUCACAGGAUUUACAGAUCACCCAGAGCUGAAGAUGCUGCUGAUUGUGGUGUUCUUUGCUGUCUAUCUGAUCACCCUGGUGGGGAAUACUGGUUGGAUGGCAUUGAUUUGCACACACGAUCGACUUCACACACCAAUGUACAUCUUUCUGGGAAACCUGGCUCUUAUGGAUUCUUGCUGUGCCUCUGCCGUUAACCCCAAAAUGUUACAGAACUUCUUUUCAGAGGACAACAGGAUUUCCCUCUGUGAAUGUCCAGUACAGUUUUAUUUUCUUUGCACCGUGGAAACUGCAGACUGGUUUCUUCUGGCGGCAAUGGCCUAUGACCGCUAUGUGGCCAUAUGCAGCCCACUACAGUACCACAACAUGAUGUCCAAGACACUCUGCAUUCAGAUGACCACAGGGGUCUUCAUAGCUGGAAACCUGCAUUCCAUGAUUCACGUAGGGCUUAUAUUCAGGUUAGUUUUCUGUGGAUCAAAUUACAUCAACCACUUUUACUGUGACAUUCUUCCCUUGUAUAAACUCUCCUGUGUUGAUCCUGAUGUCAAUGAACUGGAACUAUUCAUCCUCUCGGGUUCAGUUUAAGUCUUUACCAUAGGUAGUGUCUUAAUAUCUUAUGUCUACAUUCUUCUUACUGUUUUCAGAAUGAAAUCCAAAGAGGGAAGGGCCAAAACCUUUUCUACCUGUGCAUCCCACUUUUUGUCAGUUUCCUUAUACUAUGAAUCUAUUUUUUUCUUAUACAUUAGACCAAAUUUGCUUGAAGAAGGAGAUAAUGAUAUACAAGCUGCAAUUUUAUUUACAAUAGUAGUUACCUUACUAAAUCCUUUCAUUUACAGUCUGAGAAACAAGGAAAUAAAAGGUGUCUUAAGAAGAAGUCUGCUGAAAAUAAAACCUCAGAAAAGUUUGAACAAAUGACCUCUAUUUUAGAUUAAUGGUUUAAUGCUCAAGAAACUUAAAUAAAAUUACACAGAGGAAGUGCACUAAUAGUACAAAAAAUAUUAAAACAUACCAAAAUAAAAACAAAUUCAGUAACAAUAUGUGACAGGGAAAAUUCAUGGAAAAGGGUAAACUGUGUUAAUCUUUACUCAGAAUUUGAAGCACAUCCUGACAUCGAAUUCAU
This is a messenger RNA of Callithrix jacchus (white-tufted-ear marmoset), 1156 nucleotides long. RefSeq names its product olfactory receptor 5K1-like. The record is from RefSeq and is a predicted model, not a curated record. Gene Ontology annotation, molecular function: G protein-coupled receptor activity; olfactory receptor activity. Gene Ontology annotation, cellular component: membrane. Gene Ontology annotation, biological process: G protein-coupled receptor signaling pathway. Lineage: Eukaryota; Metazoa; Chordata; Mammalia; Primates; Cebidae.